AUGUCGCUAUUUCUUCAGAGCUUUUCGCGCUCAGCGCCCAUUGCCACCCGCUCCAUCCAACAACGAAGCGAAGGUAGCUACCCUCCCUUUAAAACAAAAGAACAAAAACUAACGUACCUCCUCUCAGUCCUCGCACCAGUAAUCACCCGCACAUACGCCAGCAGCGCUGCACCCGGCCAGUCAUCCAACGUGUCCAACCCGCAAGCAAGCAGCGCCGAGAGCCAGUCCAUCAACAAGAGCGCCUCAGUCGGCCAAACCGACAAGAACGAUGGCGACCACGCAUCAAUACAGAACCCAGUCAGCCAUCCAGAGCACGACCGCGCAGGCGCGACGGAGGAGACAACGGAGAGUCAGGACAAUAUGAAGCAUGACCCGAAGGAGUCGGAUGCGAAGAAGAGGGAGAAGACGCUGAACUAUGGACAGAACAAGCCGCUGGAUGCGGCUGAUAAGUAG
Alternaria infectoria is the source of this 453-nucleotide messenger RNA. RefSeq lists its product as uncharacterized. The transcript is spliced from 2 exons. Bases 1 to 453 code for a protein of 150 amino acids. NCBI's taxonomy places the organism in Eukaryota, Fungi, Ascomycota, Dothideomycetes, Pleosporales, Pleosporaceae. The record is from RefSeq and is a predicted model, not a curated record.